GCGAUAAUGUUUCCAGAAAUAAUCGAAUCCAACUCAAUUCUUCUGUUUAUUGAUAUUUAUAUUUCAAACAUAAGAAAUCGGCCUUAAAAAUGAAGACGAAGUGAGAACGAGGAAUUAUCAGAAAAUAUGAAACCCUAGUCAUUCCCUAACCCAGCUGUGUUAUCUAGUGUUGACUGUUGAGUAAUUUACCAUGAAGCUCCCUUCUGGAAUCCGAUAUAGUUACUACCAAGGUGAAAGAAAUGAUCAAAAGGCGGUUUUACAAGCUUGAGCAUGGGCAGGGAGAUGGUCCCUCUGACUCAUCCUCAUCUUCCUCUGAAGAAGAUGAACAAUACGAAGAGCAAGAAGUUCAUGAAGAAGAAUAUGAUGAUGAUGAAGACGACGACGACGACGAUGAUGAUGACGAUGAUGAUGAUAAAAAGGAGGCAGUCACUGAAAUGCUGAAGAAAAAUUUGACAGGAUAUAAGAGUGAAGACAGCUCAGAGAAUGAAGCAGAUCUAGACUCACCAGGGUCCCCGACAAGAGGUGAUGAAUCAGAAAAUAAUCACCAUAAAACUGCAGCUGAAGGUUAUAUCCCAUAUGAAAAUUCAACCUACAUUCUGAAAUGUAAAUCUGUUUUCAAGUGCCGGAUAUGCCCCAAAGUCCUCCUCUUGUCAGAGACCUUUUUGAAAGUUCAUCUGGAAUCGAGAAAACAUGCGAGGUCCGAGAAACAACUGAAAGAAGGUAGGCUAAAGCUUAUGCUGAAUGAUGAUGGGAGAAUUGAGGGCCAAGAGGAAGACGAUUCACCAACAAAAAAGGAAAAGAAAGUGCGCAAACCAAAGGAGAAGAAAAGUUUUGAGGGGAAGGGACGGGGGAAAAGAUCACAAAAGAAAAGGGAUACUGGAAGAGCAAAGAACCGGUUCAAGAGAAGGCGAGAAAAUGAGGUCUGAAAUCUGUAAACCAGUGGCAGAACUUCCAUGUUGUUCACAGUGGUUUUUGAUAGAGGUAUCAUUUUGCACUGCCAGACACAUUUCUUUCUCAAAGUAUUAUUUAUUGCAGUACUAAGGCUUGAAUUUUGUUAAUGGUGGUUUAAGAUUUAUUAAGAUUAUUUAAUGAGAUUGUGAUUCUGGAAUUUUGAGGCUUUUACCAUUUACUAGCAAUUUUUUUUUAUCAAUUCUUAAAUCAAAGUUGGACAAAUGU
Messenger RNA from Cuscuta campestris, 1176 nucleotides. NCBI's taxonomy places the organism in Eukaryota, Viridiplantae, Streptophyta, Magnoliopsida, Solanales, Convolvulaceae. The record is from the annotation of a GenBank genome assembly.